CACAUUUAUAAUUUUGUAGAAAAAAACUUGUAGUUUUAUUUUUUGAAUUCCGUGAAAUAAAAAUCAUGGUCAACUAUUACACAGAGAUAAAAGGCCUCUGUUCUGAAUUUUUCACUGUAUGUAUGUUGUAAGAACGCUACAACGACCAACUAUUCUAUCCAAGGAGGCUGUAUACCUAACGGUAAUUAUUCUUCCUUGGUCCUCUUUGCACCUAACAACAUACAGACGACAUGUCCAAACUGCGUUUGUUUUGUCUGUUGCCACUUGCCGUCCGCCAUAUUGCUACGCUUAUCUCAUAUCUCCAUGUCUUUUACGUGUAUAGCUCAGUCCCGCUUCCACAUGCUAGAUAGUGCGUAGAGGACAUUAUAAUAGGCUAGUUGACUCUUUUUGGAAAAAGGUUUUAAAUGGUUAAUAAAUGUUCUAUUAGACCGAAAAAAAAUGUAUUGUAUUUUUUUUAAACCGAGAAAGCUACAAAUCUUUAAUUUUAAAAUAGACUUUUCAUGGACAUACAAAAACGCUGUCGGCCAUUUUAGUCUAUAGAUUGUCUAUGCUAUGACGUGAACAGUGGUAAACAAAAACUCGUAAACACGUAGAAAAUUACUUUUAACUGAGUUUUUAAUAAAAAAAAACAUGAUUUCUAAUAAAUACCACGAAAAAUAAAUUAUCAUUACUGUAUUGUACGAGAAUAUAAAAACACAUCCUUGAAGACUCCAGGAAAGUUGUGGAUUAAAGUGCCGAAAGAAAUUAACCUACGCAACUUUAUUACACUUAUUCAUAUGUUGUAUCAGUUUUAUGUUUAUUACUACAUUGUAAUACUAAAUGCACGGUACUUACAUAGAUGCCUUGUCGUUUCUCUGCUCCGCAGAGCAGUAAUCGGGGUUUAGUGCAACAAAUUCACCAACCAUCAAUGCGUCAAUUCUUGGCAGAUUUGUGCUUUCUGCUUUCACAAAGCCGGCAUCCAUAAUUUGUUUAGUCAAAAAAAACUAAGUUUACUGUUUUUUUCUUUCCUAAAGUUAAAAGUGUUUUAAGAUAAAUUUAGUCAGACGAAAGAAUCCACCUACAGUAACACGCGAAUGACAUUUUGUUGUUUACCAUAAGAGACGUCAAAAUCAUGGCGAAUGUGGCGAACGGCGUUUUUAGUGUUUAAAAAAUAUAGACUAAAAAAUAUUUUUUAAAAUUAAAUUUCUACAGCAAUCUUCUGCUUUUAUGAAGUGAAAUCGAUAUAUUAAGGUUCCUUAGACUAAACACUUUAAGAAAUAAACAUUUAUUUAAUACAAUUCGACAUGAGUAAACUAGCCUAUUAUGCGUUCAUGGCAAAAUCUUUCGUCCAUGGUGUAGAAAUUUGAAGUUUAUUUGAUCUACUACUACUACUACUACCAACAUAAAAAUUCACUUCCGUCGUCUAUUUAUUGUGAAAAUUAUUAUACAUUUAUGUUUAUUUAAUCGAAUCAGCUGUGAUAAAAAUUACAGUUUUAAUAAAAAAUAUUUGUAUAUUUGAAAUAUAGUUCACAAGGAAAAUAUUUUUGGUUUGAGUAUGUCGCUUGAGUUAUGCACAAAAAGAAAAUGGUGGCCGCGCUACUACCGAAACGAGUGUACAGCUUGUUCUGCUAAUUCUCAUUUCAGCGUUAUCUUACUUUUAGUCAUAAAUAAAGUAUACCGUGAUUUGGUAUUUCUAUAAACGUCGAUAUAAACACAUAUUGUGCAGUUCUAGAGGUCGCCUGGAACAAUUUCCACUGAUACUUUGAAAAUUCAAUAUACCAAAAGUAUGAAAACGACAUGGCGGACUGAUCGACCAAUGAGAAGCCAGCAUCUAAGCGUUUUAGAAUUGCAUGUACUCGCAUUUCGCGUCAUUAGGAUUUUGGUGCCUUCUUUCUUUUGAUAAAAAUUCUGUGUACAUUCUGAUAUAAGUGUUUGAAUUGUUUUCCUUUCAAAAGUGCUUUAAGAAAAUCAUCUAGAAGCGUGCCAGGUUCAGUUAUGCGACGGACUGUUACAAAGCGCUUAGAUCAUGACUGCAUUGGAUUUAGGAUGAACUGAAAUGCAAUUCCAUCGUUUUGUUUUUGUAAACAAGACUAUGUUUUUGUGGUACACGUGCAAGUUGGUAUUUAAUUGACAGUUGAUGCAAUGAUGUCGGGAAGGGGGGCUAAGAAACGCGGGAGACCCCCAAAAUCUGGAAGUUUUGAAAAGAACAGAAAAUUCCAAUAUCAUUUAUUGAAAAAGCCGAAAUAUUUACAAACUUUGAAUCAACAAAAUUUACCAUCUCCAUCUCUUGUAAGUACUCCUUCAGCGUCGAGAGCAUCGUCUCCACUAGGAAGUGAUGUAAGUAAGCGAAGUACAAGAAAACUCAGAGGCGGUAAGAGCCACAAAAGUAAAAGAGGAGGUUUAUCCAAUGCAUAUUCGCGUAGAGGUUACAAUCCGCAAGUAGCAGAUUACCACGAAUCUGAAUACCAUUAUGGAUCAGACUUUGGAGAUGAAUUUAGCGAUAAAUCAGAACCAGAAGAUGAUCGUGCAAGCGACAGUACCGAAGGAACUGUCGGGGACGGCGCCGCUAGUGACAGUGACUUCUCAGUGAGCAGUUACAGUACUUCAGGUGGUACACCUAGAAAGGUCGGCGGUAAUGUCCGUGUUCCAAGCCCUGAUCCAUUGUGGCUACAGGAUGAACGACUGGUACCAACUCUGGAACUUCCCUCAUCUUCAGAUGAUUUGAUUAUCCCACAAACAUUAGUACUACAAGUUGUAGGCAUUUAUGAGGUUCUGCGGCAUUUUCGUCAUCUUGUAAGAUUAUCACCAUUUCGCAUUGAAGAUCUGUGUGCAGCUAUAAGCUGUGAAGAUCAAAGCAAUUUACUUAUAGAAAUUCAUAUAAUGCUGUUAAAGGCCUUAUUGAGAGAAGAGGAUGCCCAACAAACUCAUUUCGGUCCCUUGGACCAUAAAGAUAGUGUUAACAUUACUUUGUUUUUAUUAGAUGUUAUGACAUGGCCUGAGGUCCUUAGGAUUUAUGUGGAAAGUGACAAGUCUUUUGACCAAAAUGUUGUUAAAAUUGUGAACACUUGCGAAUAUCCUUUUACAUCUGUAGAAGAUAGGGUUGUGGUGCUGCAAUUCUUAUGCAAUCAAUUCCUUAUAACAAAUCCAGUUCGAGAUGAUCUGCUCAGUGAAGUGCCCAUACACUAUGAUGACCAUUGCCGAGUAUGUCAUCGCUUGGGGGAUUUGUUGUGCUGUGAAACAUGCCCUGCUGUAUUUCAUCUGGAAUGUGUAGACCCUCCACUAGUUAAUGUACCAUCUGAAGAUUGGCAAUGUGCACUUUGCAAGCUUCAUAAAACAGUUGGUGUUACUGACUGUCUUCCUGACGCUGAGAAACAAGGUCUACUAUGCCGUCAUGAACACUUAGGGUUUGAUAGACAUGGGCGAAAAUACUGGUUCAUUGCUCGUCGGUUGUUUAUUGAAGCUGAAAAUGGUGGUGUUUGGUACUAUUCUACUCCAUACCAACUUGAAGAGCUUUUAAGCAAGCUGGAUGCUCAUGAAAUGGAAGCACCAUUAGUCAGAGAAAUUGUAGAAAUGAAACAAGAAAUUCACAGACAAAUGGAAAUAACAGAAAGAUUGACUAAUCAAUCGAAAGGUAAUCGCAAAUCAUAUCUAGAAGUGGAAAAUGCAAAUAUUCUUAAACAGAGAAAAGAAAAAAGUGAAAAAGCUCAUAUGCAAAACAUGGGUAUAAAACUAGAUGACAAAGUUGACACAGGGGCACCGGUAAUUGACGGAGACAUCGUCAAUGAAGUAACAGUCACUAGUGAUGACACUACAAAUACGAGUAACGACGAAAAUCAAGACGCUACUGAAGAUGAUGAUGAUGGCAAGAAAAUUAAAAACAAUUCAAAUAGACUGAAAUCAAUCAAUGCGAAAAAGCCUGAAGAGAAAAGAGUGACUCGUCUAAAAUCUAAUCAAAUAUCUAAUGGGACAUAUCACUUUAAGCUUGGAAAUGAAAAUUCAUUCAAAAAUUAUAUAAACCAAUACUCUAACAAUCCUUUGGCCUUGAAUAAGCCUCAGCGGAAUGAGGAGAGAGAUAAAAAGCGCUACAUGUCUCAUAAAUUUUCUUUGUCAUCAUCCCAAGAGUUCAAAUGGAUUGGUCUUUUAAAUGCUACAAAACCACUACUAGUGGCAACAUUACGGCAAACUCUACUACAACUGGAAUCUAAUAUAGUGAUACAAUUUAUGCAUCCCAAUUGGUCUCUUUUGCGAAAACCUUGGGUACAAGCCGUGCAACUGUGUCAAGCUCCUCGGGAUUUUGCUAGAGCACUUUGUGUCCUUCAGGCUUGCAUAAAAAGUGUGGUGUUUGUGCCAGCCUGGCAUGAGCAGCUUGGGCACGUCAAACUUAUAAGAACUACAGCAGCCGAGCGUGAAGAACGUAAAAAACUUGAUAAAAGAGAAAAAAAAGAAAGGGAUGAAGAAGAAGAACGAAACAGAACAGCUUACAAUUUUGUGAAAUAUUCUCUUGGUCUUCGACAUCAAGCAUGGAAACAAAAAGGCGAAGAAUAUAGAAUUCAUGGGCAAUGGGGUUGGCUUUGGAAUUCCUCUACUAGAAAAUAUAAAAAAACUAACACUGCCACUAAGCUAAACCUUGCAGAUGGUCCUGCAAAAAUAGCUAUACGAGUUAGAGAAGGAACUGUCAUUAAAAUUCUAGCAGUUGAGCCUAAAACAUAUGAGUAUUUGAUGUCUAAUGAUACCGCAGAUAAAGAAGUGUUAGAAAGACUACCUUCAUCAAUGAGGAAUUUGUUAGUCGAAAAAGAUGAUGAAGAUUUUGAAGAAAUUGAUGUUGAAAAAGCUUUAAGUUCUUCUAUCAGGAGAUAUUAUCCUAAGAUUGCUAGAAAAUCUAAAUUGGAUGAUUUUCUUACACGUCGCACUUAUUUAAAAUUUAUGGAAGAAAAGAAAAUAGCAAAUUUAUUGACAAUGGUGAAAAAAGAAGAUACGGAUGUCAAGAGUGAAGACGAUAAAAAUAUUGAUGUGGAAAAUGAUGAGCCAGAUACCGAUCUGCCGCCUGUAUGUGAAAGCAGUAAUGAGAAGAAAAAUAAUAAUUCCAAAACAGUUGAGAGUCUGAGAGACCAGUACCAAAAAUUAUCUCAGCUGACUAAACAUUACAAAUGUUACUCAUCAAGUUGUAACAAAAUUGAACCAUCUUCUUUAUUGCAAGGAUCAGGUGUCAAAGUUAGGUGCUAUUCACCUUUAUGCAUCACCAAGGGAAGACUUCUCAAUGAAUUAUUACUUGUGUUGAAAGGUAAUACAAGUAAUAGCAAUAGUUUAUUAGUUAAUCAUAAGGAUCAAAAUAAAAUGUCAAUUCUAGAACAGUAUUUGUUGGGUAAGACUGUAGCAGCGUCUCAGACUUCAGAGGAAAACAUACUCACUGAUUUACUAUCAGCAGUAGCCUGUGCUCAAGAGUUUGACAAUAAAAAUUCAGAUUGUUUUGUAAAAAGGAAACUAAGUGAAGAAUGCGAUAUAUCCAUGAAAUUAGAAAAAGAUGAUGAUAUGUCUCUUUUAAAAUCUGAAAGCACUUUAGAAGAGUCAGCUGUACCUGCUGUAGGCAACGAGAUGGAUAUAGAUAUAACUACGAGCAAUAAUGAAGAAAAUGAAGUUGAAAUAGGACCUUUGAAAGAAUUGACGGAUGGCGAUCAGCAAAUAGACAAUGCUGACUCAGAACAAUCGCGACCACCAAUUCCCAAACUAAAAAUAACUAGAGGAAAAUCAUUGAAAUCGACAUCUAAUUCUAAUGCCAACCGUGAUGAAGGUAAAGAUUCAUCAUAUAAAUGUUCUGUCACCACCAAGACUGAGGAGAAACCAAAAUAUCGGGCAACUGUCAAUAGGAGAUUUGGUUUGAUAAGACCAAAGAGGGACGAAAAAGUUAUUAAAGAGGAAAAAACUGAGAAUGGUGUGAUAAGAAUCUAUUCUGCAGAAAACCCAUGUCGUAAAGUUUACCUCAAAAGAGUACAAACAACUGCUGUAGAAAAGAAAAAGAAACGGACGCCUGUGAAAUAUCCUUUAUGUUCUACAUUCCAUACCAGAAGUAAAGCCAAAACUAUAAUGGUAUUAUCCCAUCAUGAAUUGAGGAAACUAAGCCGUCAAGCAGGACAUAAUGCUGUAUCUGGAUUCAGUCAUAAUGCGAAACCUAAUCAAAGUGUAUGGCCCUACCCAUGUGCCAGACCUUUGUUCAAAACGUGUUGGUUGUACCGCACCGUAAAUUUACAAUGGUUGGCUAGUGCAGCUCUGCAACUACGGAUAAUGUGGUCUUGCUUACGGUGGGACGACAUGUCUGCUAAACCAGCAACUGCCGACGGUAAACAUCAGUUGACUACAGACACAGAGAUAGUUUCUCUCGAAUUAUUAAAGCAUCGGCAUAUAGGCCAGUUUUCUGAACGUACACAAUACUUAAGACGGCGAGUCGUGAUACCUCUAGAAUUACCGAAAACUGUGCGUGAAGUAACCUCGAUUCGCAGUGGUUUACGGAAAAGGAAACGUGCCGAAUCUCCCCAAAAUACGGAACCUCAGGUGUCAGAAGAAUGGGUGGAUGAAGAUAAACUGGAACUGUGGGAAGUUCGCCAGUAUGGUGAAAGAACUGAACGUGCGACCCCAGUGACGCGCACUUCCACCGGCAAGCUGCCGCAGCGAACGCCUGCCCCGCCGCCGCCUAACGCCUCUGACAUCAAAGACAAGAUGGAGCAGCAACUACGAGAACAAAGGGCUGCUCAUCAACAAAAAAGAGCUCUCGAAAUGUCUCAAGAUAAGGCGAAGACACCUAGUCAGAAUUCUGGCAAAAGUACACUAACAUCGUUAUUGACCACAAACUCUUCGACUCCGACUGGCCAAAAAACCAUCAUCGGAACUAGACGAAUAAUCAUGACAAAAGGAGCUGACGGUUCCACCCGGGUCAUCAGUCAACCCGCCGCCGGUGUCACGAAAACCGCGAUCGACAGUCCGGCGACGAACAAAGUCACGGCUACUCCGCAAAAGGACGGCCCUCAAAAAGUCCAGAUCAUUCGCGCACCCGACGGAAAGAUUACCGUUCGGGGAUUGCUCGCGGGGCAACAACUGCUGCAGAUGCCGGACGGGAAGUUGCACAUCGUCAUGUCCGGCCAGCAGGGCUUAGCCGGCCAGCUGGUGUCUGCGUCCCCGGGUACGAAACCUGCUGAGGCGGCGCAAGAAAAGGAGGAGCGGGGCGCGAAUCAAACUAAAAACGUAAACGAGGAACCGAAACCGGCGCCGCGGCUAGCGCCCGCGGGUCAGCAGAUCCUACUGCAGGGGAACAGGCAGCUGGUGAUGCAGCCAGCGCAGCAGGUGGUGGUGCAGCAGCAGCAGCCGCAAGUAGUGGUGGCGUCGCCGCAGCAGGUGGUGGUGCAGGCGAGCGGGCGGCCCCGCGCGCCCCUGCAGACGGUGCUGGUGCAGGGGCAGCUGAUGCCGCGACCCAUCACCCCCGCCCCCGCGCCCGCGCCCGCGCCGGCACCCGCGCCCCGCCAGCCCGCGCCGCGCCCGCGACCUCCCGCCACGCAGCAAAUCGUCGUCAACAACCCCGCGCUAGUGCAGCAGAUCGCCGCUGGGAAAAUUCAGCUCGCCACGGUGAACGGUCAGCAGGUGCUGAUCCGGCCGACCGGCAACAACCAGGCGCAGAUCGUCGCCCACAUCGGUCAGAGCCCGGCGCCGCCCCCCUCCCCCGCGCCCGCCUCCACGCCUGCGCCUAUCGCGCGCCCCCAGCCCAUCGCCCCGCAGCAGCAGAUCCAACAAGUACAACAGCCGCAGACCAUGACCGAGGAUGAGAUUGUCGAGAAGCGACUGUUGGUCGGUCAGCCGCCUGGUACAGUCAUCAAAACUGUCACUGCGCAGGUUAUGCAGACGAGUAGCGGUCCUAGUAUAGUUCUUCAAGGUCUUCAUGGAUAUUCACUCACACCACAACAAUUGGCGUUAGUUCAGCAUCAAGUGAAACAACAGCUACUGAAAGCGCAAGAGUCGACUGGUAAACAAGGCAUGCUGGGACCAAGGAAGAUGUACUUGGCCGUACAGCCGGCCCCCUCCGCGCCCCCACCGUUGGCGCCCGUGGUGCCGCAGCCCUUGCAAACGAUGCCUGUUCCUCACCAGGAUAUCAAUGAAGACGAGUCCGUUAAACAUCAAUCUCUUCUUAACGGCGAAGAUAAAGUAGCUGAAGCCGCUAGCCAUAAAGAAGCUACGCCUUCUAAACCAGAGGAUAUACAGGAAAAUAAUACUAAAACAGAUAUCGUUAAUUCCACACUAGACGGAGUACAGAGUAAUAAGUUCGUGCUCACUCCUGACUACAUACAGCAAAUAUUUGGAUUCACUGUGUUCGAAGUGAUAUUACCAAGUUGGCUUCUUUCAGCGAUCAAAAGCGCUCUCAAACAAGAGAACCUGAAUCCGGAGAUCGAGGAGAAGCUGCUGCAAUUGCAGCGGUACCAGGAGAAGCGCAUGAAGCCUGAAGCGCCCGUAGAGAGGGAGGUGCGCGUGGUGCCGGUGGCGGCGCAGUCUCCGUCGCCGCCGCCUCGACGCCGCGCCGCCUCCUCGCGCCACGACGACGACGACGAGUGGGUGGACAGCAGCCCCCGCAAGCGGUCCCGCCCCUCGCGCGCCCCCACACCGCCCCCGCCGCCGUCCGCGCCCAUCACCCGCCCCCCUCUCCGCGCUGCCGCCGCCGCCGUUCCCGCCCCCGCCCCGCCAACCCCCACUUCACCCGCGCCCGCACCCGCACCACCUCCUGCACAAGCCCCUACACCCAAACCCGCCCCAACACCUACACACGCCACCCCGACGACACCUCACACGCCCAUCUCCGCAUUGGAAGAACGACGCCGCGCCGCUUCCACCCACUCGCGCCUGCAAAUGCUACUAUUCAAACACAAGGAGAUGCUGAAGAAAGAAAUUAUAAAAAAGAGGGGCCUCCUCGAAAAGGAACUUGGAGUCGAGAUACAGAAAGAGCUGUCCGCCGAAUUAGCGUUACGAACUAGAGCGGAGCGUAACAAACAGGAAGAGGUGCGAGGCGGGAAACGGCGUACUGCGUCCGGUUGCGCCCGCGACUCGACGCCCAAAUCUAACAAACGUAGUGUCAAAAAGGAGAAGCUGUUGUGUAUUUGUCGCACUCCUUAUGACAACACCAAAUUUUAUGUGGGUUGCGAGCACUGCAGCAACUGGUUUCACGGUGAUUGCGUGGGAGUCACUGAAGAGAUGAGUAAGACCAUGGAAGAAUAUGUGUGUCCGGAUUGUAGGAGAGCAGAGGAGACACAAGAGCUAUAUUGUCUUUGUAGGCAACCAUAUGAUAAUUCACAAUGCGUGGGUAUUUUGCAAUCAGAGGCAGAUAAUAUUGAUGAGUAUAUAUGUCCGAAUUGUCAAAAGAACAAUUCUGUAAAUUUUGCUAACAUGAAAGAGCUCACCCCUAAAGACUUUGAGAAUUUAAAGAGAUUAGUGAAGCAAAUUCAAUUACAUAAGAAUGCUUGGCCUUUCAUGGAGCCGGUAGAUCCUAGAGAAGCACCAACAUAUUAUAAAGUUAUAAAGGAGCCAAUGGAUCUACAAACCGUUGAAAGAAAAGUGAAUGAAAAGACUUAUAGUACUCUGAGUGAGUUUAUUGGUGAUAUGACUAAAAUUUUUGACAAUUGUCGAUACUUCAAUCCUAAAGAUUCCGAAUUUUAUCGCUGUGCGGACGGUUUGGAAGCAUAUUUUGCACAAAAAAUUAAAUUCUUUAGAGAAAAGCUAUUUGAAUCUACUCCAUGAUAAUAGUGCCAGUGUAUAGUGUCUACAAAUAGGAAUUAUGUGAUUGAAUCAAAUUGGCAGACUUAAGAAGAAAUUACAAACAUGUAGCUAUUCAUUUUUUUCUUUAUGAUCUGUAACAACUGUAAAUUAUAAACAAAUGUGAUGAAAUUUACAAAGAAUAAUAAUUUAUAUUAAAGUAAUGUUUGAAUGUAUCUAUUGAGUUGAGUAUGCCAAGUCCGGUUCCAUGUUAAGUAUUUAUUGUAUUUAUUACAUGCUUUCCCCAUUUCAAGGCUGACUCACUCUUUAGAUGUCAUUAAACUCCAGAAAUAAUAAUUAUAUGUAUACAGUUUGUGAAAUAUUAUGUUAGCUAAUGUAACUUAGCAAGUUUAGUUAUCUUGGUAGUGCUUAGCAUAAGAUAAUACCUAUUUGUAUGUAAGUAAUAAAUUUUUAAUAAUAUACAUCUCAAUGAUGCCUU
Messenger RNA from Chilo suppressalis (striped riceborer), 10198 nucleotides. The record is from the annotation of a GenBank genome assembly. Lineage: Eukaryota; Metazoa; Arthropoda; Insecta; Lepidoptera; Crambidae.